GCAGCUCCUCCUGCAGCUCCUCCUGUAGCGCCUCCUGCAGCUCCUCCUGCAGCUCCUCCUGCAGCGCCUCCUGCGACCAUGGAUAGCACCCCACGGAGGUGGAAUCUGAAGCCUCUGUCACCCCUGCUGCAACCCUCAGACCUGCGGACCAUUGCCGGCCCCGCCCGAGGUGACGCCCCUGACCUGGACAGUCCAGUCUUCAGCUCAGACAACAUCUCCGUCACUAGUGACCAUUGUGUGGUCUGCGCUUCCCAGCAGGACGAUGGGUCCCCGGACAGAGGGAGCAUCAGUGACGAGUGGCAACCCAGCAGCCCCAGCAGCCCCAGCAGUAGUUCAGGCUCUCACUGUGGAUUCUACUCCUUUGUGGAGGAUCCAUCGAGUCAAGAAGCAGAGCUCAACGAAGCCUGGAUGGUUUCACCACAGCGGCAGGCUCAGCUGCUCACCUUGAGGGUAAAACAAGGAUUCAAACUACAGACCUACACCAGCAGCAGGAAGCCAGAGAGCCUAUUCUCAGAGAGCAAAGAAGACUCACAGUACAAAGUGGAUCCAGAGAAUGUCAUCCAAGUGGUGGGGGAGGAAGAGGAGAAGCAGCUCCGCAAGGAGAUCAUUCACAACCAAGCACUGAAGAAGAGCCCAAUGUUCAAAGAUCCGCUGCCUGUUCUGGAGAAUCUGGAUCUGAGCAGAUCCACAAACCAACUGAUAGAUGGUUUCAGUUUGAGCUACAGUCCUGUGAGCUCCAGGCCAGAACCUCCUAAACCAGCUGAAUCUGAGGCGGUCAACAAGGAGCAGAUCAACUUCAGUGCUGUGCGACAACAGUUCCUGAAGAUGGAGCAGGACCUGUUGAAUCCCGUCCUCAACCCUCGAAAGUCCUCAGCAAUACACCUGAGUCCAUCUUUUCAGCAAGAUCCGGAUGUGUUCCUGUCUAGACAGGUGGAGACAUUCGACAGUGUGGAGGUGAGUGAUGAUACAGAUCAGUUCAAGCCGUCAGAAGAAGAUAAGACCUACCCAGAGAGGAAGGUGACAGGGUGCCAGAUUGAAGAAAGUCGGAGGAGGAAGAGCAGUGAGUUUGAUGACUUGGCCUCUGGCCUGGAGGAGCUGUUGCUGGAGGUGGGCGGCGGAUACACCAGUGAUGAAGGUGUGUUCAAUGACAACACUCAGCAUGAAAACAUCGGCUGCAAGUCCACAGCUGAGUCUGAGACUCCAAUUGAAAGGGAAAUCCGAUUAGUUCAGGAACGCGAGGAGAACCUGAGGCAUUCUCGUGGCCUGAAGCACGCGGACAGUAAGAAAGAGGUCGUCCAAAUCAAAACCAAACGUUUACAGUCAUCGCAAACGAUCAAAGUUAAAGAAAAGACUUGUAUGAGCUUCAUUGUUCAGCGAGACAUUCAGAAGGAGAUCGAGACUAGUGAGGAAACUCAGCAGCAGGGAGGGAUCCUGGGACAACACCACCUAGAUGUUCCACAGCAGCUGGAGGAGGUAAAGUGCAACAUUGACCAACAAGACACGGACAGGAAGGAUGAGGAAAGACCUGCGUCUGUGUCUGGAGAGACAGAUGUCUUCUUGUCUCCCUGCUGUCCUCAUAGACACCCUGAAAAAACCCAGUUGUCCAUCACUCAAGAUAAUUCAGCUUUCACCUCCUUCACUGUGAGGGACUUGAAUGUCCAGGGGUCAAGACAUUUGGACCAGGAUCCAGUUACUCCAUCAGACCCCUCCUUGCCCUCCUCCCCAGCACUGACACCUCAGCAUAAACUAACCUGGCCCACGCCUCAAUCUUGGAAGGAAAACCUGGAGUUCACUGGCCUGCAGUCUAGAGGACAAGGAGCUCCAGAUUUCAUUGAGAUGGAGAUCGAGGAGAGCCUGAGACGGGAACAGGAGUUGAGGGAGUCCAGGGAGAAAACCAAUCAUCAGCUCUUCUCUCCAAGUCCGGGGCUGGAACAACCAACCAAGAUGGCUGUCAGUCAGUUGCACCCUUCUGCAAAUACAGAUAAACUCGUCAGUCUGUGCUCUUCCUCACCUUGUCCCCCUGUCCGUCUUUCAUCGAUCUCCUUUAUCACUGCCCAGCCCUGGACCUCCUCGCCCCCCACUCCCCGCUCCUCCCCCUCCUCCCCUGUGGUGGCCCCAUCGGGACCCCUUCCUCUCAGGGGCCUCACACAGACCCUACUGCAGAACUUUGAGGAGAGACGAGUUAAGCUGAAGCUGGAGGAGAGCUCGUACGCAGGAAUCCAGCCGACUGACGACGUGAACAAUGAGGUCGUUGAGUCGACUCGUGUCAUUCUACAUAAAAACCAGCGAGCCAUGCGAUGGGAGGCCGGAGUCUUCACCAACCAGAAGGACCAGCAGGACUAGAUCCAGGAACAGGAUCUGAAGUGGGACUUUCAAAUGUUUUAAAACUGUAGCUGUGUCUCAAUUUAGGAGCUGCAUCCUUUGCCGGGUGCAUUCGUAGACCGAUCGCGUCACAUGGUGCGACUAGACUGUCCCAAUUGGAAGGCUCCUCCAAAUGUGUCCUUCCCACCGAGCCACCGGGUGGAUCCUUCCCGGCACAACCAAUCCCAGGAUUCAUAGCGCUUCACGGAGCGUUAAUUGUUAACUGUAAUGGUAGGUCAUGGUUGUAUCUGCGGGACAAGCUUAAGACAUCAGUGGUGUAGACCUGGUCCACCACAGGACGUCAGUGUAGACCUGGUCCACCACAGGACGUCAGUGUAGACCUGGUCCACCACAGGACGUCAGUGUAGACCUGGUCCCCCACAGGACGUCAGUGUAGACCUGGUCCACCACAGGACGUCAGUGUAGACCUGGUCCACCACAGGACGUCAGUGUAGACCUGGUCCACCACCGGACGUCAGUGUAGACCUGGUCCACCACCGGACGAUGGGGUAGACCUGGUCCAACACAGGACGUCAGUAUAGACCUGGUCCAACACAGGACGUCAGUGUAGACCUGGUCCAACACAGGACGUCAGUGUAGAACUGGUCCACCACAGGACGUCAGUGUAGAACUGGUCCACCACAGGACGUCAGUGUAGACCUGGUCCACCACAGGACGUCAGUGUAGACCUGGUCCACCACAGGACGUCAGUGUAGACCUGGUCCAACAUAGGACGUCAGUGUAGACCUGGUCCACCACAGGACGUCAGUGUAGACCUGGUCCACCACAGGAUGCAGCUGCUGAAUUGAGACACAGCCAACAACACUCCAACAGGAGAGGCUGCUCCUGAUUGGUCCUAUAAAAUGACGUCUCCUGUCAUUCAAUCAGUAGAGACAAAAAAAAUUGUGUUGAAAAAGAUUUUAAAACUCAAUAGAUAUAAUAAUACUGAAUGCAGUUUUACCUGUGUCUAAGGCACAGGGACUCGGGGAAGGGGUCAAGUCAAUAACAUGUAGUGAUGAGAUAUGAAUUAUACUUUGAUGUGAUAGGGAUGGAGUGUGUCGGUCUGUCUUUACCUGUCUUUGUUGUGCAGGAAUCUUCUGUUGUCCAAACCAACUGCCCCAGCCAAACACUGAAUAGAUGUGUGGAUGUGUUGCAUCAUGGGAACAAGCGCUUUCUGAUUCUGAUCAUUUGGUUAAAUUGUAACUUUGUCUUACAUCACUAAAGUGAACCUGGUGUGUGCGUUG
Molecule: messenger RNA, 3605 nt
Organism: Pleuronectes platessa (European plaice)
Lineage: Eukaryota; Metazoa; Chordata; Actinopteri; Pleuronectiformes; Pleuronectidae
Gene: misp
Product: mitotic spindle positioning
Source: RefSeq, a predicted model, not a curated record